Molecule: messenger RNA, 3674 nt
Organism: Cavia porcellus (domestic guinea pig)
Lineage: Eukaryota; Metazoa; Chordata; Mammalia; Rodentia; Caviidae
Gene: Hsph1
Product: heat shock protein family H (Hsp110) member 1
Exons: 18
Coding region: 418-2997 (859 amino acids)
Biological process (GO): protein folding
Cellular component (GO): cytosol; nucleus
Molecular function (GO): ATP-dependent protein folding chaperone; ATP binding
Source: RefSeq, a predicted model, not a curated record
AGCGGAAGUGGCACGUGGAGGGGCCGGUGGAGGCGCCGGUGAGUAAAUGCCGCAGAUUCUGGAAAGUUCUGAUCAGGCAAUACAUAAGCCUGAGGAACUGGGACCUCCCCUUUUGGGUCGGUAGCUGGGCGCCGGUGUGCGAGCGAGUGGCAGUCGAGUGAAGCUGACAGCCGGAGCUGCGGAGCAACUCACACAGGCCGGGCGCCGCCUUGUUCUCGGGCGAACCUCUUGUCAGCGCUGCUGUUCCCGGGAAGCCGGAGGCCCCAGACGAGCCAGAAGACCGCGCAUCCUCCCGAGUGACAGAAGCGCGGUCGGUGCCCAGCGGACUACAGCAGCAAGCCGCGGCGGCGGAGGAGCGAGUCGGCGGCCCCAGGGCGCAGACCUAGAUCGGAGGCGGAGGCGCACCGCGAGCCGGCCAUGUCGGUGGUAGGGCUGGACGUGGGCUCGCAGAGCUGCUACAUCGCAGUGGCGCGGGCUGGGGGCAUCGAGACCAUAGCCAACGAAUUCAGCGAUCGGUGCACCCCAUCAGUCAUAUCAUUUGGUUCAAAAAACAGAACAAUUGGAGUUGCAGCCAAAAAUCAGCAAAUCACUCAUGCAAACAAUACGGUGUCUAACUUCAAGAGAUUUCAUGGCCGAACAUUCAAUGACCCCUUCAUUCAAAAGGAGAAGGAAAACUUAAGUUAUGACUUGGUUCCAAUGAAAAACAGCGGAGUUGGAAUAAAGGUGAUGUACAUGGACGAAGAACAUCUGUUUAGUGUGGAGCAGAUAACAGCCAUGUUGUUGACUAAGUUAAAGGAAACUGCUGAAAACAACCUCAAGAAACCAGUAACAGAUUGUGUUAUUUCAGUUCCUUCAUUCUUCACAGAUGCUGAGAGACGAUCUGUACUAGAUGCUGCACAAAUUGUUGGCCUGAACUGUUUAAGACUUAUGAAUGAUAUGACAGCUGUUGCUUUGAAUUAUGGAAUUUAUAAGCAGGAUCUCCCAAGCCCGGAGGAGAAACCUCGGAUAGUCGUCUUUGUUGAUAUGGGACACUCAGCUCUUCAGGUGUCUGCCUGUGCUUUUAACAAGGGCAAACUGAAGGUACUGGGAACAGCUUUUGAUCCAUUCUUAGGAGGGAAAAACUUUGAUGAAAAAUUAGUGGAACAUUUUUGUGCAGAGUUUAAGACUAAGUACAAGUUGGAUGCAAAAUCCAGAAUUCGGGCUCUCCUUCGUCUGUAUCAGGAAUGUGAAAAAUUGAAAAAGCUGAUGAGUUCUAACAGCACAGACAUACCACUGAAUAUUGAAUGCUUUAUGAAUGACAAAGAUGUUUCAGGAAAGAUGAACAGGUCACAGUUUGAAGAACUCUGUGCAGAUCUCCUACAAAAAAUAGAAGUUCCCCUUUAUUCCCUGAUGGAGCAAACUCAGCUCAAAGUAGAAGAUGUGAGUGCUGUUGAGAUAGUUGGGGGCACUACACGAAUUCCAGCCGUGAAAGAAAAAAUUGCAAAAUUCUUUGGAAAAGAUGUUAGUACAACACUCAAUGCAGAUGAAGCAGUCGCUAGAGGAUGCGCAUUACAGUGUGCAAUCCUUUCUCCAGCAUUUAAAGUUCGAGAAUUUUCUGUCACAGACUCAGUUCCUUUUCCAAUAUCUCUGGUAUGGAACCAUGAUUCAGAGGAUACUGAAGGGGUUCAUGAAGUAUUUAGUCGAAACCAUGCUGCCCCUUUCUCCAAAGUUCUCACCUUCUUGAGAAGAGGACCUUUUGAGCUAGAAGCUUUCUAUUCUGAUCCUCAAGGAGUUCCAUAUCCAGAAGCAAAAAUAGGUCGGUUUGUAGUUCAGAACGUUUCUGCACAGAAAGAUGGAGAGAAAUCAAAAGUCAAAGUCAAAGUUCGAGUGAACACCCACGGCAUUUUCACCAUCUCUACGGCCUCUAUGGUGGAGAAAAUUCUAACUGAAGACAGUGAAGUGUCUUCUAUUGAAGCAGACAUGGAGUGUCCCAAUCAGAGACCAUCUGAAAACCCAGACACUGAAAAAAAUAUCCAGCAAGACAACAGUGAAGCUGGAACACAGCCCCAGGUACAAACUGAUGGUCAACAAACCUCACAGUCUCCCCCUUCACCUGAACUUACCUCAGAAGAAAACAAAAACCCAGAUGCUGACAAAGCAAGUGAAAAGAAAGUUGACCAACCUCCAGAAGCUAAAAAACCCAAAAUAAAGGUGGUGAAUGUUGAGCUACCUAUUGAAGCCAACUUGGUCUGGCAGUUAGGCAAAGACCUUCUUAACAUGUACAUUGAGACAGAGGGGAAGAUGAUAAUGCAGGAUAAAUUGGAAAAAGAAAGAAACGAUGCUAAAAACGCAGUGGAAGAAUAUGUAUAUGAGUUCAGGGACAAGCUGUGUGGGCCGUAUGAAAAAUUCAUCUGUGAGCAGGACCAUCAGAGCUUUUUGAGACUCCUCACAGAGACUGAAGACUGGCUAUAUGAGGAAGGCGAGGAUCAGGCUAAACAAGCGUACGUUGACAAGUUGGAAGAGCUAAUGAAAAUUGGCACUCCAGUUAAAGUCCGAUUUCAGGAAGCUGAGGAACGACCGAGAAUGUUAGAGGAACUGGGACAGAGGCUGCAGCACUACGCCAAGAUAGCAGCUGACUUUAGAAACAAGGAUGAGAAAUACAACCAUAUUGAUGAAUCUGAAAUGAAAAAAGUUGAGAAAUCUGUUAAUGAAGUGAUGGAGUGGAUGAAUAAUGUCAUGAAUGCUCAGGCUAAAAGGAAUCUUGAUCAGGAUCCAGUUGUACGUGCACAUGAAAUAAAAACAAAAAUCAAGGAAUUGAACAAUGUUUGUGAACCUGUGGUAACACAACCAAAACCAAAAAUCGAAUCACCCAAACUGGAAAGAACUCCAAAUGGCCCAAAUAUUGAUAAAAAGGAAGAAGAUUUAGAAGGCAAAAAUAAUUUUGGUGCCGAACUGCCACAUCAGAAUGGUGAAUGUUACCCCAAUGAAAAGAGUUCUGUUAAUAUGGACUUGGACUAGGUGGUGUUAAAUUGGCUUAUUCCUUCAAUUAAUGAAAUAUUUUUGCCAUAGUAUGUGAUUCUACAUAACAUACUGAGACUAUUUAUAUUUUCUUUUUUAAGGAUGUCUAGACAUUUUGUGUAUUAUAUGGAAAAAGGGUAAAGCUUAAGUCUGUAGUCUUUAUGGUCCUAAAAGGGAAAAUUGCCUUGGUAACUUUCAGAUUCCUGUGGAAUUGUGAAUUCAUACUAAGCUUCUGUGCAGUAUUACCCUUUGCAUCACUGAGGAUGAAAUUGAUUUUUGUCUUUUGAAGAAACAAACUACUGCUUGUUCAAGAGGGCUGUGAUUAAAAUCUUUAAGCAUUUGUUAUUGCCAAGGUAGUUUUCUUGCAUUUUGCGCUCCAUUUCAGCAUGUGUGUGGGUGUGGAUGUUUGUAAACAAGACUUAAGUCUGAUUUCAUAAGGGCUUUCAAAAAUUAAUUCUGUCCAAUAGAAUAAUUUUGCUUUCAUAUUAAUUCAUUGAGUAAAACAAAAGCUAGUCAAAUGUGUUAGCAGCAUGCAGAACAAAACUUUAAAAUUAUCUCUCACUGCACAGUACAUUGUCAUGUGAAGGUGUGAAAUGGAAGAUGUUUAUCUGUUGUAACCGAUUGUGAAAAUUUUAUGAGCUUUAAAAUAAAGUUCAUCCUAUGGUGUCAUUUCUAAA